Molecule: messenger RNA, 367 nt
Organism: Strongylus vulgaris
Lineage: Eukaryota; Metazoa; Nematoda; Chromadorea; Rhabditida; Strongylidae
Source: the annotation of a GenBank genome assembly
UUUCAUUUAGAGCAAGUAUGUAUUAGGAGCAGCGUACGGUUGUCAUCCACAUUAUGCAGAUACGUAUAAAGAUACGAUACAAAAGACGCUUGAAGAAUUUCUGAAGAAUCGCCGAAUCUCAAAAAUUUUAGCAAUUGGAGAGUGCGGGUUGGACUAUAUGAAAAGCGAUGUGGAUUCACCAGUGCAAGUUGAAGUGUUCGAAGCCCAGUUGGCCUUAGCGCUUAAACACCAGAUUCCUUUAGUUAUUCAUUGUCGAUCUGGGCCUAGAGGACCUGGUGACGCGGAAAAAAUCUGCUUAUCCGUCAUGAAGCACAUUGUGGGCUUUCUCAUCUGUCUUUGCGUUUUCGAUUUAAAAAGAUGGGAUUGA